AUGUCGUACUACUUCGUCAUCAUCGGGACGCAGGACAACCCGCUGUUCGAGCACGAGUUCGGCACGUCCAAGCAGGGCGGCGACGGCCAGUCGCGGUUCAGCGACGAGGCCCGCCACAUGAACCAGUUCAUCGCCCACUCGAGCCUGGACAUUGUCGAGGAGGUGCAGUGGGGGACCGGACAGAUGUAUCUCAAGCACGUGGACCGGUUCUUCAACUCGUACAUGUCGUGCUUCAUCACGCCGAGCAACGCCAAGUUCCUGCUGCUGCACCAGCCGAUCCUGCCGAACUCGGGCUCGUCGUCGUCGGGGGCGGCGGCGGGGGCGGCGGCCGUGUCGUCGUCGCGGGCCUCGACCAGCAUCGCCGCCAACCCGACCAGCCCGCAGACCGAGGAGGCCGUGCGCAGCUUCUUCGUCGAGGUCUACGAGAACUGGGUCAAGGCCACCAUGAGCCCCUUCUACCGCGUCAACAUGGAGGUCACCAGCCCCGUCUUCCGCCAGCGCGUCGCCGCCGCCGGCCGCAAGUACUUGUAG
Molecule: messenger RNA, 531 nt
Organism: Neoarthrinium moseri
Lineage: Eukaryota; Fungi; Ascomycota; Sordariomycetes; Amphisphaeriales; Apiosporaceae
Exons: 2
Coding region: 1-531 (176 amino acids)
Biological process (GO): endoplasmic reticulum to Golgi vesicle-mediated transport
Cellular component (GO): nucleus; TRAPP complex; cytoplasm
Source: RefSeq, a predicted model, not a curated record